Molecule: messenger RNA, 3036 nt
Organism: Camelus dromedarius (Arabian camel)
Lineage: Eukaryota; Metazoa; Chordata; Mammalia; Artiodactyla; Camelidae
Exons: 13
Coding region: 730-1551 (273 amino acids)
Source: RefSeq, a predicted model, not a curated record
GGCUUAUGGGACAGCUGGGCGGGGCCGGGGAGGGCAGGGCCGCGCGGAAGUCCUGACCUGCAGGUGGCGCCGGCCGGAGGCUGGGGCGUUGCUGCCACCAGUGGGCGGGGCAGCGGGGCAGCGGGGCGGGGGCACCCUCACCUGUCCGUGUGUGGGGAUCAGCCUGGGCUCCGUGGCCUCCGCUUGCACCGGACGUGGACCCAGGCUACCGGUGGGCAAGAUAGAGGACUGAGCCCAGGCACGCACGGCUGGCCAGGUGGGAUCCCCACCCCCGCUCAGCCUUCUUUCUGCAUGGAUGCUGAAGGACCAGGCUCACUUGAAGUUCUGAGUUUGAGCAGUAAGGUGGAAACAAAGAAACCAAUGGAAACAAAGAAACAAGUCAUUGUGGCAAAGCUCCCCACCACAGAGAAGCUGCCCUGAGUGGAAGGGAGGGUGUGGGCAUGCCCAUUUGUUUCGUGUCUCCCAGUGCUCUUCGCUUUCUUAUUGCAGACCUGCAUGGUUACAACAAAAUGAUCUGCAAAACUGAAAAUAUUUACUCUCUGGCUUUUACAGAAAAGGCUGACCAGCCUCUGGUUCCCGUACCGGUCAACUGAUUGGAGUACCUUUCCAGUUUGGAAACAUCUGGGCAGGCCCAGCUGGUAAGUUUACUUUUCUACUUUGACCAAGCAAACUGAAGCCAACAGAAGAGAACUUUCACCAGCAACUCCCAGCACAUCCGCUCGCCUUCUGAUGUCUGUGACCUCACUCUCGCUGCCCCACCUCUUAUUACAGAUUGAACAGGAUCCAGGGGGAAUUACCAAGCCUGUCCCAUCGGCCAUCCUGUGUGUCAUGUCCUGUGACCCAGUGGAUGCUCAGCACCCUCCAGCUGGAGAAACAGAUUGCCUUAGGUACAUGAAAGGUGAGGACACCUACUAUCCCCAUGGAGCCCAGGUGGGGCUGGGAGUCUGCUGUUUGUACAGCCGGUGGGCUCGUGUUGCUUUGGGCAUCCCUGUGCCUGAAUUCCUGCAGUACACUCGGUGCCUGUUUCCUAAUCUGCAAAACUGGAAUGAUGUUAACCAUCCCGCAGUGCAUUCCAUGGUGCAUCCUCGCCUAGAAUUGAGUGGAAGCAAGUCCAUCUCAGAAGGGACAUACCUGAAGAGAAAUGGCUUUCCAGACUCUGAAGGGCAGAGAAAGCACCAGCCUGGGUUAGAGAAAGAGAACAGCAUCUCUGAGCCCGUCCUGGGUGACUUCACAGAGAUCACCCUAGUGGCCCAGGCUAGUGACCGGGAACAUGUACCUUCCUGCAGCCAACCCCAGACGUCCACUGAUGCAUCAUAUACUGGCAAAGAUCCUGGCCUGGGGGGGCGUUGGCCGCCGGAGAUUCGCCAGAUGUUGGACUCCAGCUUAACCACCGGAAGUGGGCAGGAUGUGCUGAGGGGGCGGAGGCAGCCGCCAAGGCAGCGACGGAGGGGGCUGUCCCUGGCCAGCCGGUCAAUUUGUUCCCAUCUCAACAUUUGCUGUCCCAGUUUCGCAGGACGCCCUUCUCCAGUUUAUCCUUCUCCUGGGAGGUGACAUUUUAGGUUAUUGGGUCCCAGAUUGCUGGCACACUCAUCCCUGUUCUCAAACAUCUUUUAAACUUGGGUGAAGUGAUAAGUUGGGGAAGAAGAUGAUUUACUGAAAGUCUCCCGAGAAGAGAUUCAGACUGAACAGCUUUGUGUCGGACUUUGGAAGACCGCUGGUGCCCAAGGGGUUCUCUGGCAGCACAAUGACGAAUCUAGGUCCCUCUUUCACUGCUACGUCAAUGAAGUGGACCGCUUGGACAAGGCCAAAGCUGGUAUCCCAACCAUAGCCCUUGACAGUGAUGUUCGGCUCCAGGAAGCCAUCAGAUGCAGCAGGUGGCCAGAGGAGGAGCCGAACGGGCUCAUGAAAUGUGACACCCCCAGCUUCAUCAACACGGACCAGAACUCUUCCUUUGGGGAAGAUGAUCUCCUGAUUUUGGAACCACCUAUUGUUCUAGAAAAUAAGCCAGUUGCCCAGACCUCACACAAAGACUUGAAUUGGAAAUGUGCUUUGUCAAGUGUUUCUCUGAAGAUGUGAAGUCUGUCUUUGUAUGGCAGGAAGUCCCCUUUCACAAAAUUGUAUGUGUUCGUGUCUGAGAGAGAGAAAUGGAGACAGACAGAAAGACGGAGACAGAAGAGAGCCCCCUCAGAAGAGAGCUAGUUAAGGAGGAGGAUCAAUCCAUGCUGCAUUUUAUGACAAUCCUGUCCCCAGGAAUGCACGGAAGUUUAUCAGCUGAGUGAGGGGAAGUGCCUCUGUGUCUCUGUGUCCCUGUAUCUCUGUCUGCUCACAGUGCCCUGCCACCGGCUACUGAACAAGAAAAGUGCUAUACACCAUGCUGUGUCUUUUGCAGAUGUGUAGGUGAUGGUCUUGUGGCUCAUGUGUGGGCUUUGUGCUGGGAUGGUGAAGGGCUUAUAAAUACCUCAUCAACAUGUAUUCGAGGUGACCUGGUGCCACACAGACUUGAUUCAUGAAGGCAUCAAGCCUGCACACUGGUUUGGAAACAACUUGGUUUUGAUCAGUCACACUGCAUGCAUGACUCACUGCUGAUCUCUGGGUGGUUUUUUCAUUUUAGAUUUAUUCACCCAGUGUCUUGCUUAAGCUGAAAAAUACAUUUAUUUCACUAGAAUAUUCUCAGAUUCUUUGUUUUCACACAUCCAGUUGUUUAAUUCCUUUAAAAAUCAUUUUGUGUUUAUAAUGCCUCCUAAUAUCUAUCAUCUCUAGGUUCCCAGUGGCCUGAGCCAUGCACCAGAUUUGAUGUAGGAACUGUUCCACCAAAAGAAAUCCCUUUGCCAUAAUAUCUUUUGAGGAAAAUAUUAUUCUUUAAGGCUCUAACAGUAAAUCGUAGAACAAAGCAUGGAACAUUUAUUGUAGUUAAUACAUGUUCAUGCAAAAAGAAAUGAUAUUUUCAUUAAACAAUGUUGAUUUUAAUAACUUUUACUAAUGUGAAUAUUAUUACUCAUAAUUUAAGUAACCAAAUAAAACCACAGUUAUUUAUUA